UAAUUCGCUAGAUGACGUACUAUACUACACCCUCUCGUCUCUCGUCUCUCUCUCUCUCUCUCACUCACACACACACAAUACAGAAAACCCGUCUCCGGUGCUUAGCUCGGGAGCAAGCGUCAGAUUUUCGUGAUAUACGGGGUGGCAGAGAAAUAACUGAGCAAGGAUAGUACAAACAUGUCGGCUCUCUUCAAUUUCCAUUCAUUCCUGACAGUAGUAUUGUUAGGCAUCUGUGCCUGCACAUAUGUGAAGAUGCAGUUUCCUGCACUUCUUGAACAGAGAACUGGGUUUCGAGGCGUUUUCUGGAAAGCUGCUAGAAUAGGUGAGAGACUCAGUCCUUGGGUAGCCGUGGGGAGCUUCGCAAUGGGAGUUUCAAUAAUUUUCUUCUAAACAGACAUCACUGUAUGUUAAACAUUAUUACUGAUUCUAUCAUGUAGCUGAAUGGUAUGAGAUUCGCCUUGGAAUUUUUGGUUCUGGAUGGUGUAUUUUCUACUACUUUGAGUUGGAUUACGAUACUAUUUGUAUGAUAAUUGAAUGGAAGAUGUAGCAUAGUACUUUUUUCUGGUGUU
Messenger RNA from Salvia hispanica, 569 nucleotides. RefSeq lists its product as uncharacterized. Lineage: Eukaryota; Viridiplantae; Streptophyta; Magnoliopsida; Lamiales; Lamiaceae. The record is from RefSeq and is a predicted model, not a curated record.